Lytechinus pictus (painted urchin) is the source of this 3223-nucleotide messenger RNA. RefSeq names its product spermatogenesis-associated protein 17-like. Gene Ontology annotation, molecular function: calmodulin binding. The record is from RefSeq and is a predicted model, not a curated record. Gene Ontology annotation, biological process: establishment of meiotic spindle localization; mitotic cell cycle; spindle organization. The transcript has 8 exons. Gene Ontology annotation, cellular component: spindle pole. NCBI's taxonomy places the organism in Eukaryota, Metazoa, Echinodermata, Echinoidea, Temnopleuroida, Toxopneustidae. Bases 59 to 1129 code for a protein of 356 amino acids.
UUUUGCAAAUUAAUUCAGUUGCUAUGACUCCGAUUGUCUACACGUACUGAGUGGGAAAAUGGCGACUCUUUUACGCUUACAGCGGAGCAACGGGUCUAUUAUGCAACAAAUAUUCAUUAGAAAUAAAGAUGCAGAGGAGCAGAGAGAUAUUGAAUACAAAGCAGUAGUGAGGGUCCAAGCAUGGUUCCGUGGACAGCGUGUCCGGGCAUAUAUUCUUCAUCUGCAUCGAUGUGCUACUAUAUUACAGAAGGUUUGGAGAGGUUAUCUUGGAAGAAGAGUUUACCGGGCUAUGAUCAAACAACUCAUGUUGGUGAUGAGGAUGAAAUAUUAUAACAAGAUGGCUACCUUAAUACAAAAGAUUUGGAAAGGAUAUUACACAAGGAAAUAUGUAGCGAACUACUUCAGUAGAAAGAGAUAUCUAGAAGGCCUCAUCAUCAAGAAUGAAAUAAUAAGGAAAGAAUUGGAGGAGUACAAAAUGCAGCAAGAUGAAGAAAAAGCACAAAAACUACAAUUAGAGAUCAAAGAAAAGGUGUUUGAAGAAGCCAGGAAGAAUCACUAUCUCCUUAGUACUGAAGUGGUUCCUGGUGUUUACAACUCACCUUUCAAGCCUUACCCAGACGAGAUGGAGUUCAUCUUAAGAAGUGUUAAGCCACGCCCACCCCCUGGUCCAAACCCGAAGAGAGACAAUAGAUCAGGCAAGGUGAUAGCACCAAGCCCUCCUUUACCCCUCACUACCCCCUUGCCACCAAUCGGUCAGAAGCCACAGGGUCCAUUCCGAGAGCCUCUUGAAGUCCAGAAGCAGAGACACAAGCCCUUGCAACCAACCUUGAGGGUUUCCACCGACUACACCUCAGUAGAGGAGGCUAGAGCAGCAAUGAGAGCUCAGGAAUGGGUCAUGAGAGUUAAUGACAACAUUUUUGUACCUUUUACAAGGAGAGAUCGAGAUUAUGAGCCCUUGCUUCACACCACAUCCAAAUAUGGCCACUUACCAUAUGGGUCACAUUACUACAGAGAAUCGGAUCAGUCAAAGCAUAUCACUGCUGAGAUGUUUCAACCGGUUGUUUCUCCAAUCCCUGUCUUCGAUAAAUUAAACGACACAUACUCAAAAGGAACAGAAACUGUUCCAUGAAGAGGUGCUGCUUAACUGAUUCUUACGAUGUCCUAUAUGUAAAUGUCUUGCAAUAUUAUCUCCUAUAUUCCUUCAUUUGAAAAUAAUCAAAUAUAUGAUGAGUCAUUUGGAUUGUAAAUUUCUGUACAAAAAUGUAAAUGAAACUGUAAUAUACCUAACUGUACAAAUCUGUAUGAUAUGUUAAUGUAGAUAUCCUAUAAAUGUAAAUAUACAGUACUUAUAUCUGUAAAUGAUUUUAUACUUCAUUGAUGUUUUGGAAAAUGAUAAUGUGUUAAUUCACUUUAUUCCAUUAUAAAAAAAAUUUGAAGAUUAAUAUAGGCACUUUCUCUUCCCAUGCUUUAUCAGCAUAUGAUGUAGUGAAAUAUCAUAAGUGUAAAAAACCCAUAUUUUUUAAUUACAUAUACUUGUAUAAUUUGUCAAUUAUUUAUGACAAAUCUUGAAGCAAUAAAAAAUGAUAUAGCAUCAAUUUCCUGAAUUUUUCCAAAUUUCAAACAUAAAGAGGCACCCACAGCAAUCUGUGUUUCAUGUUUUACCAGCUUCUUAUCCUCUGUACCAGGAUUGAAGUAAAAUGCAUUUGAAGUGCUCUUACUGCCAUGUGCAUAUCACUGAUUUUUUUUUACAUAUCUCGAAAAUGCUGUAUCCUCAUUGGAAAUUAUAUGGUCAUUGUAUGACCAGGUACUUCAUCAAUUUUUCAUUUAAAAGUUAUUCAAUUAAUCAGAUGAUCAUGGAGAGUUAAUGGUUCAUGGUUUCUAGGACCCUAUACCUCUAGUCUGCAGGCACAGACCCUGAUUGAAACUAAUGAACAAGAAGUAGGUAUAUCACAUGGUACAUUACAUGAAUGGGUUGCUAGGAUGGUUAACACAAAGAUUAAACAUGUUUAAUUAUUAUUAUGUUUCAUCCAUAAUAUGCAAUGAUGCAUGUGUGUAUGGACAAUAUCAGGCAUUUAGCAUUUUUACUGCAAUCAAACUGUUUUCAUGAAAGGGAAACCAGCUAUUAAUAUGAUGUGCUGUUUUCUUAUCUCACAUGAACAUGAUUAGAUACAUGAAUGUUUACCAUGAGUAAACAGGAAGCUACUUAUUGAAUUUCAAUCACCAUGCAUGGUAUUCUCAUAAUCAAACCUAGUUAAACUCCAUACUAAAAAAUUAAAAUGCUAGGAGGAAAAGAAGAUGUUCCAAAGAACUACUGUAAAUCCACUGUACAGUAUAUUAAGAUUAUAAUUUUCUUAUCAUGUCACAAUAAAAAUAAUUAUGUGAAUAAAAUAUUUCACUACAGGAUUUCACAACAGGAUUAACACAGUUGUACCUGGUGAAUCAUUCAGACUCCAUAAAGUGUGUUAACCUAAAUUUAGCUUAAUCUGGGGAGCAUUUCAUCAACAUUUUUCAUCUGAAAAGUCAGAUUCGACUACUUUCCUUGAUUUUGAUUGACUGAGAAGCACUGUUACUAUGGCAACUGUCAAAUAAAACAGGACUUGUCGGAUAAAACGUCUGACAAGUACUUUCAUUAAAUUCUCCCCAUGCAGUGUUACAAGAUGAUUCUAGUUCAUUUAAAGAUGUCUACCCUUUCUUGUAUUGCAAUGAGCAUCACUGUGUUGUAAAGAAUUUUAUUAUAUACAAAUUCAGAUCACAAGCUGAUUUUCCAACCUUUUCAUAUAUUUUUUUUGUCUUGAUAAUCUGCUAGAGUGGUCAUUUUUUAUUUAGACACAAUUCCAUGCAUGGUACAGAAAAGUAAUGAAAAAGGGAACAAUUCAUGUUUCACACAUGUGCUACUAUAUUUAUGUUCCUGCACAUGACUGCUCACACUAUUUCCUUAACAAUUACUAAAACAAAAUUCUUGGCUUAUUUUCCGAUUUUUUUUUGAAUAAUUAUCACUGAAUUGCACCACCCCCUCCCCUUGAUAUUUGACUACAAAUGUAUGCCUUUGUAAAGUACGAGUCAGUCAACAGACAAAAAUUAUUGUCUUUUGGCACAACACAUUCAUUCUAGCCCUCCACGUGAUGCAAACUGGAUCAAGAUUCAUUUUUCCCAAUUCCAUUUCUGACUUGCUGAUUAUUAUUGUAUAUGAUUUUAUGAAUAAAAUAAUGUAUGAUACAGCUUA